AGAGACCCAGCAAUCAAGCAUGGCUCAGGCCUCUCAGGACCAAGGUGCGGUGGGCAUAGCCGACCCAGAUGAGGACUCACCCAACAUGAUUGCAUACAGGAAGAUCGAGGACAUCAUCACACGCCUCCAAGAUGAGGCUGAAGGAGUGCCUGUCAGAACCGUCAAGAGCUUCCUCACCAAGAUUCCUAAUGUGGUUACAGGUUCAGAUAUUGUUCAGUGGAUGAUGAAAAACCUCAACAUGGAAGAUCCGGCGGAGGCCAUACACGUUGGCAGCCUGAUCGCCGCCCAAGGGUACAUCUUCCCCAUCUCUGAUCAUGUUCUCACUCUCAAGGAUGAUGGGACGUUUUACCGUUUUCAGGCUCCAUACUUUUGGCCCUCUAACUGCUGGGAGCCAGAGAACACCGACUACGCCAUCUAUCUGUGCAAGCGGACCAUGCAGAACAAGACCCGGCUGGAGCUGGCAGACUAUGAGGCGGAGAAUCUAGCGCGACUACAGAGGGCUUUUGCCAGGAAGUGGGAGUUCAUCUUCAUGCAGGCUGAGGCUCAGGUCAAAAUCGACAGGAAAAAAGACAAAACGGAGAGGAAGAUUCUGGAUAGUCAAGAGAGAGCCUUCUGGGAUGUUCACCGUCCUGUGCCUGGGUGUGUCAACACUACGGAGAUGGACAUCAGGAAGUGUCGUCGCCUGAAGAACCCUCAGCGAGUGAAAAAGUCAGUGUAUGGAGUAGUGGACGACACACAGACUCAGAGUCCUGUUCACACACCUGCACAGCAGAGCAGCAAGGACACCAAAGAGGAUGUAGAGAAAGAGAUUCUGUUCUUAAACACUCAGUUGGAUCGGCACUGUAUGAAAAUGUCCAAAGUUGCUGAGACAUUGAUGAGCUACACAGAGCAGUAUCUUGACUAUGACCCUUUUGUGGCAGUACCAGAACCAUCAAACCCCUGGAUUAGCGAUGAUGCCACUUUCUGGGAGCUAGAAGCCAGUAAGGACCCAAGUCAACAGCGAGUAAAGAAGUGGGGUUUCUCAUUGGACGAGGCUUUAAAGGACCCCGUGGGCCGUGAGCAGUUUCUUAAAUUCCUGGAGUCCGAAUUCAGCUCUGAAAACCUCCUAUUCUGGUUGGCGGUACAGGAUCUGAAGUGUCGCCCCCUGCAGGAAGUGGCGUCUCGUGCUCAGGAGAUCUGGCAGGAGUUUCUUGCCGAGGGAGCUCCAAAUGCCAUCAAUCUAGACUCACACAGCUACGAGCGCACUAGCCAGAAUCUCAAAGACCCAGGACGCUACAGUUUUGAAGAUGCCCAGGACCACAUCUACAAGCUGAUGAAGAGUGACAGCUACCCUCGAUUCCUGCGCUCCAAUGCUUACCAGGACCUCCUGCUGGCCAGAAAGAAGCCUGAGACAGAGCAAGGCCGUCGCACAUCCCUGGAGAAAUUCACUCGCAGUGUGGGCAAAUCACUGACAAGUAAACGGCUGACAGGCCUCAUGCAGUCCUCCUGAC
Messenger RNA from Danio rerio (zebrafish), 1490 nucleotides. It is a transcript of the gene rgs6, whose product is annotated as regulator of G protein signaling 6. NCBI's taxonomy places the organism in Eukaryota, Metazoa, Chordata, Actinopteri, Cypriniformes, Danionidae. Gene Ontology annotation, molecular function: GTPase activator activity. The record is from RefSeq and is marked validated. Gene Ontology annotation, cellular component: cytosol; plasma membrane; membrane. Gene Ontology annotation, biological process: G protein-coupled receptor signaling pathway; animal gross anatomical part developmental process; regulation of G protein-coupled receptor signaling pathway.